Prorocentrum cordatum is the source of this 425-nucleotide messenger RNA. Lineage: Eukaryota; Dinophyceae; Prorocentrales; Prorocentraceae. The record is from the annotation of a GenBank genome assembly.
GGCGCGACGUCGUCGGCAUCGCCAAGACGGGGUCGGGGAAGACCCUCGCCUUCGGCAUCCCCGGGCUGCUUCACAUCGCCGCCCAGCCGCCGCUGCAGUGGGGCGACGGGCCCCUGAUGCUCGUGCUGGCGCCGACCCGCGAGCUGGCGCAGCAGAUCGAGCAGGAGUUCAAGAAGGUCAUCCCCCCGAACCUGCGGUCCGUCUGCUGCUACGGCGGCGCGCCCAAGCGCGACCAGGCCAGCGUGCUGCGCCGGGGCGUUGAGGUCAUCAUCGCCACGCCUGGGCGCCUGAUCGACUUCCUGCAGGGCGGCGAGACGAACCUGCGCCGCGUCACCUACCUGGUCAUGGACGAGGCGGAUCGCAUGCUCGACAUGGGUUUCGAGCCAGACAUGCGCAAGAUCGUGGGGCAGAUCCGGCCGGAUCGG